Messenger RNA from Jatropha curcas, 1980 nucleotides. Its product is annotated as wall-associated receptor kinase-like 20. The record is from RefSeq and is a predicted model, not a curated record. Gene Ontology annotation, biological process: protein phosphorylation. Gene Ontology annotation, molecular function: protein kinase activity; polysaccharide binding; ATP binding. NCBI's taxonomy places the organism in Eukaryota, Viridiplantae, Streptophyta, Magnoliopsida, Malpighiales, Euphorbiaceae.
UGCUUAAUGAAAACAAUGCGCGUGCUUGGUGUAUCGGAGUUCAUGAAGCCACCACCAAAUCACCUCCUUCUCACGGCGGCGCUGCUGCUAACAUCCGCCAUAUGUUCGUUUUCAGCCAAUCAAUGCCCCAACUGCGGCAACACCGCUGUUCCUUACCCGCUUAGCACAGCGCCAAGUUGUGGAGACCAAUCAUACAAAAUCCGGUGUGACGCAGGUGCACUUCUAUUUGACACACUUAACAACUCAUAUCCAAUCAUUUCCAUCAACCAAGCAGAUCAACGGCUAGUGAUAAAGCCAGCAAAUCCCUUACCAAACAUUUGCAUCUCAUCUGAUUUUACCUACCAGGGUAUUCAAUUAAACAGUUCUCUUCCGUUUAACAUCACCAGUCAUAACACAGUCUUGCUUUUGAACUGUUCGGAGUCUAUUCUUGAACAACCGCUGGAUUGUUCGCCGGCUAGCUUGUGCCGGUUGUACGUUAAUAGCAGUAGAGGAAUGGAGUCUACUUGCAAGGAUGCAUCCAUUUGUUGUACUUUUCAAGCGGGUGGCUCGCCAACGAAGCAUCGGAUACGGGUUCGAGAUGCCGGUUGCAGAGCUUAUAGAAGCUUCGUUAAUCUGGAUUCGAGUUUGCCUGUGGAUAAAUGGCCCGACCCGGGAGUGGAGAUCCAAUGGGCGCUGCCUCAGGAACCAGUGUGUAGGUCUCAGGUAGAUUGUGAUGGGAACUCCACUUGUGAGCCUGACCCGAAUAUGAGUUGGGUAAGAAGGUGCCAUUGUAAGGUUGGGUCUCAGUGGGACCCGAUCCAAGGGAUCUGUGCUGAGACGAGCAGGUGUCAAAGUUCUGGAGGCUGUGAAAAGUCGAAGAAGACUGCACUUAUAGCAGGUAUAACGUCCGGCCUUAUUGCAUUGCUUAUGGUCAUCACCAUAGCCACCGUGCUUUACAAAUUCAAACAUUACAAACGCAGAAAAGAGGCACGAGAACGUGUUGCUAGAGACCGCCAAGAAAUCUUGAGUGCUGAUGGAAGCAAAGCGGCAAAACUCUUUACAGAAAAAGAAAUAAAGAAAGCUACAAACAACUUCUCCAAGGACCGGCUCGUGGGUGCCGGAGGCUACGGCGAAGUUUACAAAGGAAAUCUAGACGAUGGUACUGUUGUUGCAGUCAAGUGUGCUAAGCUUGGAAACACCAAAGGAACUGAUCAGCUUCUCAAUGAGGUUCGAAUUUUAUGCCAAGUGAAUCAUAGAAGUCUUGUACGUUUACUGGGUUGUUGUGUUGAGCUUGGCCAACCUAUCUUAGUUUACGAGUACAUUUCAAAUGGAACUCUUUUUGAUCAUUUACAAUCUGAGCAAGGCCAAUUAUCUUGGAUUCAUCGUCUCCAAAUUGCUUAUGACGCUGCAGAAUGUCUCAGUUACCUUCAUAUCUCUGCUACUCCCCCCAUAUAUCAUCGAGACGUAAAAUCAAGCAAUAUUCUUCUUGAUGACAAAAUGAUCGCCAGGAUUUCAGAUUUUGGAUUAUCUAGGUUAGCACAUAGUGAUAUGAGUCAUAUAUCUACUUGUUGCCAAGGUACUAUUGGAUAUUUAGAUCCAGAGUAUUUUAGAAAAUUUCAAUUAACUGAUAAGAGCGAUGUGUAUAGCUUCGGGGUUGUAUUGUUGGAGCUUUUAACUUCACAUAAAGCAGUUGAUUUUAGUAGAAGGGAAGAUGAUGUAAACUUAGUGAGUUAUGUGAGGACGAUGAUGAAGGAGGAGAAAUUAAUGGAGGUAAUUGAUAGGAGGCUAAAGGAAAAGGCGAGCAGUGUGGAGCUUGAGAGCAUGAAAGAAUUGGCACUCUUGGCUUUGGAUUGUUUGGAGGACAAAAGGGAGAAUAGGCCUUCCAUGAAAGAAGCUGCAGAGGAUAUUGAGUACAUGUUGAAUUUUGUAAUAUCUGAGGAUGUAAAAAACUAGAAUUAAAAAGUAAAUGAUAAUAAAGCAUUAUGCCAUUUCUGAAACCAA